Anisakis simplex (herring worm) is the source of this 1353-nucleotide messenger RNA. The record is from the annotation of a GenBank genome assembly. Lineage: Eukaryota; Metazoa; Nematoda; Chromadorea; Rhabditida; Anisakidae.
AUGGAAGGCCAAACUGGAGUAAAAAGGGCCCGUUCGGAUGAGGACCCAAGAUUGGCUCCCUUUGAAGGGCUGCUCAGAGCGAGGGGGGUGACCGGCAUCCCCUGUGAGACACUACUGCAGGUGUUGACGAUCCUGCAGAUAAUACCCGCAGAUUUGCGGUUUGAAGACUACAUUUGGGCCACAUGGCAGGUCAUGGCCCGUCAUGCCGGACCAUUGAGCGGAGCCCGGAUAAGGGAGAUGGAGAGGACCGGGGUGAUCCCGGACAAGGUGUUGGACGCCCUCUGCCGGAUGGAGGAGGUGCUCCUCGUGGUGCACCCUCUGAAGUCUGGCGCACCGGUUAGGGCUUAUGGGAAGCCCGGGAAGAAAGUAGUGGAGGCCGCGGAGUGCUGUGGAUCGUACGCCGUAUUGGACGUACCGGCGGUAACACCACCCGCAACAGCAACCAUCAAAUACGGAAGAACACUAAACCGCCCAAUCCCAGCACACGGCAGGAAGAGACAUGCGUCAGAGCCAACCUUCACGCCACUACCCACCAUUAACGAAGAAGAAGAGCCGCUGCCAGGACCAUCAAGCCGGCCAGAUUUCCCAGCUGGACCGGCAAUAACAUCAUCACCUACGACUAACACUGCUGCUGCUGACAACAACUCACUUCUAACAAUAACUUCUAACUCACCGUCAACUUCACAUGACUCAACUAACUCCCCAGCUCAUUGUACAUAUAACUUUCGUCAUCCUCGCCGCGAGGCGAGUCCACUAACAAUACGUCUUAACCCGCGGUUUGAGGCCGCUAACAUUUCUAAUUUACCAACACAACACGCAGCCGAGCUGGUUAACACAAUACCAGCACCAUACAAAGUCGUUAACAACAAAGUCUUUUGCCAGCUGUCGGGCUGCGCCAGGCGUGCUACUCCGUUUUCCACGGUAGCCGCCUGGAAAAUACACGUGAGGCGGGCUAAGUGCCACGAAACUAACAGUACGUUGCGAAACAUUUUUUACAUUUUCAAAAUUGAUCGUCAUUUGUUUACAUUAGGUUUAUUUCCAUAUUCUGAACUGUUCAGCGUUCUGUACAUGGUGCGGGCACACCGUCAUCGUGCCCGAGGGCCUCUCGGCGAGGCAAAUAACAAUACGCAUGGACGCACACCGCGCCGAGAGGUGUGCGGCGGCGCCGAAGAAGGCGGUGGUCGCGAGGAUGGAUACCGCCGAGCGCCUCCAGGAGCUCGGCCGCGAUACAUCCUUUAUCGCGGUCCCUGGAGCGACCUCGGCGGCGGAAGUUGGAGUGGGCGCCGAAAGGAAGCGAAGGAGAACCAUGUAACAGAACAACUAACAAUCGUCGGCAGCAAUAACAUCGUCUAA